AUGAAGUCUUCUUUUCUCGUUACAUUCCUGUUGGCUGCAGCUGUCUGCUCACACGGCCUUGAGGAGGUGAAGGACUCCAACGGAAAUCCCGUUAGGGUCGGUGCACAAUACUUCAUCCAGCCCGUUAAGAGCAACGGGGGAGGUCUUGUUCCAGCUUCCACUGUUAUAGAUCGGCUUUGUCCACUUGGCAUCAGCCAAACACUUCUUCCCUACCAAACGGGCGUGCCGGUUAGCUUCGGAUAUCAUCCAAACAUUCUCGGCCGAUACACCAUUGACACAUCCAGUGCCGGUUCUGAGAUAUUGCGGGUCCAAUGCGAAACUAAAAAUAUUUGGACCUUAAAUGAUAGCUAA
Molecule: messenger RNA, 351 nt
Organism: Raphanus sativus (radish)
Lineage: Eukaryota; Viridiplantae; Streptophyta; Magnoliopsida; Brassicales; Brassicaceae
Product: kunitz trypsin inhibitor 2-like
Exons: 1
Coding region: 1-351 (116 amino acids)
Molecular function (GO): endopeptidase inhibitor activity
Source: RefSeq, a predicted model, not a curated record